This is a messenger RNA of Triticum urartu, 2230 nucleotides long. RefSeq lists its product as uncharacterized. The record is from RefSeq and is a predicted model, not a curated record. NCBI's taxonomy places the organism in Eukaryota, Viridiplantae, Streptophyta, Magnoliopsida, Poales, Poaceae.
UGCCCUCCUACAAGUACCCCGAAUCUCUCUCUAGUCACCUCACCACGCUCUCGUCUCUCUCUCCACCCUCCCUCCCCCAACACGGCACCGCCGUGAAGGCAAAGGGGCCGAUGGCCGAGAAGACGAAGGAAGCGAAGGUCCCGGAGCGGGAGUCGCCGCUGCUAACAAGGAAUUUGCUCCGGAUUGCUAUAUACAACAUCAGCUACAUCAGAGGCCUAUUCCCUGAGAAGUACUUCAAUGAUAAGUCUGUUCCGGCACUAGAGAUGAAGAUUAAGAAGCUGAUGCUCAGGGAUGCUGAAUCCAGGAGGAGCUCUGCUUGUAAGAUGAUCAGAACGCUGGUUUCACUUGUGAGGACUUUGGACCAAAUGCCAGAGGAGCGAACCAUUCUAAUGAAGCUGCUAUACUAUGAUGAUGCCACACCUGAGGAUUACGAGCCUCCCUUCUUUAAGGGUUGUGUUGAGAAUGAGGCCGUAAAUAUAUGGAACAAGAACCCCUUGAAGAUGGAAGUGGGGAAUGUCAAUAGCAAGCAUCUUGUGCUAGCUUUGAAGGUUAAGAGUGUCCUUGAUCCAUGUGAUGCUAACAGUGAUGAUGACAAGAUGAGCAUGGGUCAUGUGUCGGACCAAGAAGACUUUACGGACACCGAGACAACGAAUUUGCUCCGGAUUGCUAUAUACAACAUCAGCUACAUCAGAGGCCUAUUCCCUGAGAAGUACUUCAAUGAUAAGUCUGUUCCGGCACUAGAGAUGAAGAUUAAGAAGCUGAUGCCCAUGGAUGCUGAAUCCAGGAGGUUGAUUGAUUGGAUGGAGAAAGGUGUCUAUGAUGCCUUACAAAAGAAAUAUCUCAAUACCCUUCUCUUCUGUAUAUGUGAGAAGGAGGAAGGCCCAAUGAUUGAAGAGUAUGCCUUCUCAUUUAGCUACCCCAACACAAACGGGGAGGAAGUUGCAAUGAACAUGAGUCACACAGGGAGCAAAAAGAAUACUGCCACAUUCAAGUCAAAUGCAGCAGAAGUCACUCCUGAUCAGAUGAGGAGCUCUGCUUGUAAGAUGACCAGAACGCUGGCUUCAGUUAUGAGGGCCUUGGACCAAUUGCCCGAGGAGGCACUAUGCUUUGUUAAUGAAAUUGGCAUGGGGAAGCCAACCAAUGCACUCCCAGUGGAUAAUAGUGCCUGCAUUACAUUCUCCUUACCACUGAAACAAAAAGCAGGGGCAUCAGAUUCCGCGCCUUCUAAGCCACUAAGCGAAGCAAGAAAAGGGAAAGAAUCUUCUAACAUUGGCUCUGCAACAGAUGUUUCGCUAAGAAAGGCUGCUGCAAAUAGCUCCGCUGGAGAUGGAGAUGAUCCUAACAAAGGAAACACACCUGAUAUUUCCAAUAACGAUGCUGUUCCGUUCCGCACGCGGGUCAUUGUAAGGACCAUUGCUGACUUGGCCGGGUUAGAUCCUGCUCAAGUAAUACUUAUCCUAGCUGACGCCGGUUCAAUGGAAGAAAUGAUACAGUUAUCAACAGUAGCAAAUGAAAGAGGAUUUAUAUUUGAAAGAACAGAGUCCUUGCAGCAUGUGUCCUUGAGAGUAUCAAUGGAUAGGUAUGUACAGGCGCAAGCUGGUCUACAAGAUGCAGUUGAGAACUUGGAUCCAGAUCAUAACCAGCUUGAUGAAGAGGAAGAACAAGAUGAUGAUGAAGAAGAACCUGCUCUUGCUCAGCAAGUAAAUGAAGAUGAAGUGCAAGAUGAUGAAGAAGCAGAUGAUGAUGAUGAUAAAAUAAACUCUCAGGUUGCCGAUCCAGAUUACAUACCCGAAGAGUCAAAGGGUGAAGAUGAUGAUGAUUGAUAUCUUGUGGAUCUUGAGGAAGAAGAAGCUGCUCCUGCUCAGCAUGGAGAACAAGCACAUGAAGCAGCAGCUCAUCAAGCAAAUGAAGAUGAAACACAAGAUAAUGAAGAAGCAGGGGAAGAUGAUGAUGAUGAUGAUGAACCAGAUUCACAGCUUGCAGAUCCGGAUUAUAUGCCAGAAGAAGAAGAAGAAGAAUAAGAGGAAGAAGAAGAAGAAGAACAAGAUGAUGAUGAAUAAGAAGCUGCUCCUGCUCAGCAAGUAAAUGAAGAUGAAGUGCAAAAUGAUGAAUAAGCAGAGGAAGAUGAUGAUGAUGAUCACGAAGAAGCUGCUCCUACUGAGCAAGUAAAUGAAGAUGAAGUGCAAGAUGAUGAAGAAGCGUAGGAAGAUGAUGAUGAUGAUGAUGAUGA